Molecule: messenger RNA, 3240 nt
Organism: Saccostrea echinata
Lineage: Eukaryota; Metazoa; Mollusca; Bivalvia; Ostreida; Ostreidae
Product: abnormal spindle-like microcephaly-associated protein homolog
Exons: 14
Coding region: 1-3240 (1079 amino acids)
Biological process (GO): establishment of meiotic spindle localization; mitotic cell cycle; spindle organization
Cellular component (GO): spindle pole
Molecular function (GO): protein binding
Source: RefSeq, a predicted model, not a curated record
AUGCUGGAAGUAAAAAGCGAGGCUGUGGUGAAAAGAGAGGCCAGAGCUCGCAGCUAUGAGCAGCAAAUGUUCGACUGGGCAAAGGACCUAUUGUGGAGAAUAUUUGCUCAGGAAAAAAAGAAAUUCCCCAAGGAAACUGCCGAAGCUAUUUCACAGAAAGUGUACGAAAUAGUAUUGAAUGGACCAGAGCCAUGGAUAAUAGAAGCGAGACAAAUUCAAGUAAAGGCUGUAAUACUGCUUGAAAAUGUCAAGCGUAAAUUCAAGGAAGAGCUGAUUAAAAGAGCGGACCUGGAAGAAGCACAGCAAACAAGCAAAGCGAAGAAAACUAUUAAUUGUACUACAGAAAACUUUGAGAGUUUACAAAGGGAAAUGUCGGUACAAAAGGAUACAGUUAAGCUCUACUGUGAUCAAAGGCCAUGGCGCACACGGAAACAGAGGAAGGAUUAUCUAAGGAAACAAAAAGCAGUAGUAUUUCUUGAACAGAAAUACAAAGCCCAUCAACUGGCUAGAAGGCAUAGAACCACAUUUAUUCAGAUGAAAUCCUCCUCCAUUGUUAUGCAGCAGGCUUUAAAAAAGCAAAUGGAAAAGCGCAAUCAGGCAGCAAUCAUUCUUCAGUCGUACUGGAGAUGUUUUAAGGCUAAUCAGCGAGAUUACAAUCAAAAGAGGCAAGCAAUUGUAAAACUGCAGGCAUUAUUUCGCAUGAAAAUCCAGAGAGAUUUUUUUCUGGUCAAAAAGAUGGCUGCCUGUAAAAUUCAAAAGUGGUUCAGAAAUGAAUUACAAAGAGACAGGGUUAAAACAGAAUACCAGAGAAAGAGACACUCGAUAGUAGUUCUUCAAAGUGCUGCAAGAGGUUGGAUGGCUAGAAAACAAGAAAAACAAAGAAAAUUCCUAAUUAUCCGAAUCCAGUCUGUGGCCAGAAAAAUAAUAAAUGAGCGGAAGUUCCAGAUUUGGAGGAAAUAUACUGUGCUUUGUCAAAGGCGCUUUCGAGCUAAGUUGCAUGGCAGAUUGAUCCGUCGUCAGUAUUUGACCCUCACUGCAGCAGCUGUGACAAUACAGUCAUGUUACAGAGGACUUCAGACUAGAAGGCUGAUGUUGCUUGAACAAGAAAGUGCCAGGAGAAUUCAGUCAUGGUACAAAGGCAGAAAACAAUACAUAUUGUGCACAGAACUAAGGCAAUCAGUCCUUGUUUGUCAGAAAACUUACAGAUCUAGUAAGUUAUCACAGUCAGAUCGAAGGAAUUUCUUGGUCCUUAAAGGAGCUGUUCUUGCUAUACAGGCAUUUUAUAAAGGUUACAAGACAAGAUGCAUGUACCAAAGAAUGGAGCAGGCCAUAGUGUUGCUCCAGGCUGGUUCUAGAGGUAUGCUAGAGAGAAGAAGGAUCAAAGGACUUGUCAAGGAAAAGGCUGCAAUUGUACUACAGAAAACAUGGAGAACUUACAAAGUGAAAUGUUGGUACAAAAGGAUACAGUCAAGCAACACUGUGAUUCAAAGAGCAUGGCGUGCACGAAAACUGAGGAAAGAUUUUCUAAGGAAACAAACAGAAGCAGUAUCUCAACAACAAAAAUACAAAGCUCAUCAACUGGCCAGAAGGCAUAGAUCCACAUUUAUUCAGGUGAUAUCGUCAAAUGAGAAACAGCAAGCUCGGGAUAAACAGAUGGAAAAACACAUUCAGGCAGCAGCCACUCUUCAGUCUUACUGGAGGUGUUUUAAGUCUGAUCAGCGAGACUACAAUCAAAAGAGGCAAGCAAUUGUAAAACUGCAGGCAUUCUUUCGCAUGAAAAUCCAGAGAGAUUUAUUUUUGGUCAAAAAGAUGGCUGUCUGUAAAAUACAGAAGUUUUUCAGAAAUAAAAUACAAAGAGACAGGGCUAAAAGAGAAUACCAGAGAAAGAGACGAUCAGUAAUAGUUCUACAAAGUGCUGCCAGAGGUUGGAUGGCUAGAAAACAAGCAAAACAAAGAAAAAUCAUAAUUAUCCAAACCCAGGCUGCGGCCAGAAAGUCAUUAACUGAUCGCAAGUUUCACACUUUAAGGAAAGUGUCAGAAUUUUGUAAAGAAAUCCAGCAAGCCAAAUUGCAUGGAAGGUUGAUCCAUCAACAGUGUUUGGCGCUCCAUAAAGCAGCUGUGAUAAUGCAGUCAUGCUUUACAGGACAGCAGUCUAGUAGGUUGAUGUUGCUUGAACAAGAAAGUGCCAGGAGAAUUCAGUCAUGGUACAAAGGCAGAAAACAAUACAUAUUGUACAGAGAACUAAGGCAAUCAAUCCUUGUUUGUCAGAGAACUUACAGAGCUAGUAAGUUAGCACAGUCAGAUCGAAGGAAUUUCUUGGUCCUUAAAGGAGCUGUUCUUACUAUACAGGCAUUUUAUAAAGGUUACAAGACAAGAUGCAUGUACCAAAGAAUGGAGCAGGCCAUAGUGUUGCUCCAGGCUAGUUCUAGAGGUUUUCUAGAUAGAAAAAGGAUGAAAGAACUUCAUGAAGCUGCGGCCUUUAUACAACAGGCUUUUAAAAACCACUGGAACAUCAAACUUGUCAAGGAGAAAGAAAGACAAGACUUCUUUUUACAAUUUGCCAAGCAAGUAAAGAUUCACUUGUCAGCAACAGUCCUACAGAGAUGCUACAGGACAUAUAAAGCACAGGCCAAUAAACAACUUCACAGUGCACUCAUAAUACAGAACUUGGUGAGAGGGAGAUUGUGUCGAAUUAGGUUCUUGAAGCUCAAGAAGUCGGUUCUUGUGAUUGAAACAGCAGCAUUAAAGUGGAAACACACCUGCCUUCAAAAAGAAAAACAAGCAGCUACCCUAAUGCAGGAUACACAUUUAACAAUGGAAGAAGAAAGACAAGAACAAUUACUACAAUUUGCCAAGCAAGUAAAGAUUCACUUGUCAGCAACAGUCUUACAGAGAUGCUACAGAAAAUAUAAAGCACAUGCAAGGAAACAACUACACAGUGCUCUCAUAAUACAGAACUGGGUGAGAGGGAGAUUGUGUCGCAUUAAGUUCUUGAAGCUCAAGAAGUCGGUUCUUGUGAUUGAAACAGCAACAUUAAAGUGGAAGCACGUCCGCCUUGAAAAAGAAAAACAAGCAGCCAUCAUAAUGCAGGAUACAAAUUUGACAAUGGUGGAAGAGAAGGUAAAGGAGGAGGAAGAAAAGAAAAAGUGUAAAAAAUUAGGGAGAAUGAAAAGAUUAAGAAGAUGGUUCAGAAAAACCUUUAGUUGUGUAGGAGGAAAAUCCACGAUACAUGAAUUCUGA